AGGAGCACUGGAUCUUAAUGGUUGGGUGCAGUUGUGAUGAGACUACCAACAACCCAACCAACCCAACCACCACCAACUUCUUCUCCCAUUGCCCUCCACUCUGUGUGCCAUUCAAGAGCACAACCAUAUUGACUAAAUACGGGGGACUUCGGGGGUCUAUUGUCACACUUCCUAAUAAAAAUCUACAACCCGUCGAAGUGUUUUUGGGCAUUCCAUACGCAUCGCCACCGACUGGCAAACUGCGUUUCAUGCCUCCGGUGACACCGGCCAUCUGGUCGGGCACUCGCAGUGCACACACAUUAGGCUCUGUUUGUCCGCAAAAAUUAAUUAAUAUAAGCAAUGAAACGGAAUCUCUGAAGACUAUGACAGGCGGUCGACUCAGUAUAUUGAAGCGAUUAUUGCCUACACUUCACAACCAGAGCGAGGACUGUCUGUAUCUAAAUAUCUUCGCACCGGCUAAUGUCAUACUCGAGUUGUCUUUCCCUAUCAUACUCGAGUUGUCUUUCCCUAUUUAUGACUACUCUAGCCUACCAGAGCUGAUAGGAUUCUUACAGAUUCUGAUCCAAACCUUAAAA
Messenger RNA from Oppiella nova, 575 nucleotides. NCBI's taxonomy places the organism in Eukaryota, Metazoa, Arthropoda, Arachnida, Sarcoptiformes, Oppiidae. The record is from the annotation of a GenBank genome assembly.